GCGCAUGCGCAGUGCUGUACUCCGUGCGGCGUUCUGCUGAAGGGAUGAGAGCAGCGGAUUCAUGAGCAACAGACUCAGAUGCUGAUGAGAGAAGCUCGGCUACACGGGAGACGCAUGGUGUCAGAGAAUGCCACGGCAGGAAAGGAGUUUCCAUUCAUUAACUCUGAGGAAAGGCAUCUUUAUCUUAUUGACUAGGUUUUUUGUUUUUGACUUGAAGUCAUAACUGCAGCUAAUGCUGCAUAACCUGACGUUACAAUGCCAGCGGGGCUGAAUGCGCAAGGCAGCGGUAUACCAAUCUCAGAUGCGAUGGGAUCAUUUAAGAGGAGGAAAAGAAAGUCCAUCAUAGUAACAGUGAUGCUCCUUAUCGUCUCCAUACUCAUCCUGGUCUUUGGUCUGGCCGCUACUACCAGGACUCAAAACAUCACUGUCGGUGGCUACUAUCCAGGAGUCAUUCUCGGCUUCGGGUCCUUUCUGGGAAUCAUUGGCGCCCAUUUGAUAGAGAAUAAGAGGCAGAUGCUGGUGGCCUCCAUUGUCUUCAUCAGCUUCGGUGUGGUGGCGGCCUUCUGUUGUGCUAUAGUGGAUGGCGUUUUUGCUGCAAGACAUAUAGACCUCAGACCACUAUAUGCUGGCCGAUGUGAAUAUUACUCCAGCGGGACUGCGUUUGAUUUAGAUGUUCACUGUCUAACCGCAUCUCGCGUCUCCUGUAACCUGCGCGUGAAGAGCAACACCUGCUACUGCUGUGAUCUUUACAACUGUGGCAAAGAGCAUCCUCUUAUGGGACUUCAGAAUAAAGAUGUUUUGAAAAAAUUUAGGAAAUCCUCCAUGAUUUGGAAUCGAGUGGAACUGCGAGGAGGGUACCAUGAGUACACAGAGGUGCGGAGCUGCCAGGACGUUGUGCAUCUUUACCACCUGCUGUGGUCUGCUACUAUCCUCAACAUUGUUGCUCUGUUUCUGGGAAUCAUCACGGCCGCGGUGCUGGGGGGCUUCAAAGACAUGAUGCCUACAGCAGCACCAGAUUCCUGUGAGCCAGAACCUCUCCCUGUUCCUCCGCCCCAAGAGACUCCUGGACCCACAACAUCUAACAACACUUUUUACAACACUGCCCCCUGCUUACCUCCAUACACUGCCUAUGACCUUCAGUUUCCUGACUCUUCAGGCCUGUCUGAUGACUCCCAGUCUGGAGCCAGUCUCAUGUGGCCAAAUAUGAUCCCGCCACGUUAUUCUCCUCCUUAUUACCCACCUGAUGAGAAGCCCCCGCCAUACAGCCCCUAAGGGACCAGUCUGAGGAAGACAUUUUUCUGUCAAGAGAAAACUGGCGUUGGACAUUUUUGUAUAUUAGUGUCUGAAUGAACAACCUUUGCAGAGGAGGCUCACCUGUGCGGUGGGAUAAGUAUAGAGAGACUACAGCAUUACCCAGUCAUUCAUCAUCAUUCAGCAGAUGUAAUAUGCAACAUUAAGCCUUGAAAAGAUUCUCUCAAGUCAAACCUGAUGUGUAAAAUAUUCACAUUAUGUAGCCUCAAUCCAAGAGGACUAUACCUAAUAACAACUAACCUGACUGUGAGAUCAAGACUCUUCACAGAAAAGCCUUAAAAUGUGUGUCUGCUUCCAGUACAGCUCCACCUGGCUCGCCUCCUCUUCCUGUUAUAGGUCUCCCACUUGAGAUUCCUCUGCAUAAUGUGAACUUCUUCCUUCCAAAGUCGCCUCUGCUCUCUCUGCACGAGGAUGAGUCUCUUAUCUAGCAAUUGAUUUGCACUUUAUUGUCUUCAGAAUUUAUUGUAUUCACACGUUCUAGAUAAUUACUUGAGUUAUUUUUAACUGUUUUGGGCAGCUAGAUUGCAAAGAAUUGUACAUAUAUUUAGGCUGAAUCUUACUUUUUGUGCUUCAUUAGGAUCUAUGAUCUAACCUGUAAAAUAUGGUGUUUCUUCUGCAUUACAUCAAGCACACAAUCAUGUCACAAAUUGGAAUAAUCUUUUGUGACAAAAAUAUCCUUUGCUUGAUUUAUGCAAAGUAAUAAGCUCUUACAUAGUGGUAUGAAGAAUGAGAGGACUUUAAAAACAUAUACACCUCACAUUCGCCUGCUGUUCUGUUGCCGUUGUUUCUGUCUAUAAAUGACAGGACUUAAAGAAUGUAAAAAGGAGGCUUAGCUUUAUAAGUAACUAUUAUAUAAACUUACACAAAUUUAAACACUUUAUUGUUCACUACGUAAUAACAGGAUGUCCCUCCAUAUUGCAAAUAUAUCAGUGUGUGCGCAAUGCUCUACAUGUUGUACAUAUACUGAACAAUCAAACUGCCUUCUCAUAACACAACAGAAUUGAGUCUUAAGACUUAUAGUGUUCUCCUUUUCAUCUUUUUGCGUGCUUACUGUGAAUGUCAAGUCUAUAAACUGUACUUCAUGUGCUUGAUUCAUAUCAAGAGCAUUGUCCUUUACUGAUGUGAGUAGAGAUAUUAAUAUGAUGAUUUUAUUACUUCAUGGUUGACAUUUGGGUGCAACUGGUGGUUGUAGUACAGUCACAUGCUAUAAAGAAAACUCGUAAAUUGGAUCUUUGCCUCGAUUGUUAAUUUUUGACCACAUUCAUGUCUCAUGAAAGCACUUGUUUACAUUUGAUGUUAAAAUCUUAAAAUUAAAGUAUUAGAUAUGUAUA
Messenger RNA from Cyprinus carpio (common carp), 2642 nucleotides. Its product is annotated as transmembrane protein 255A-like. The record is from RefSeq and is a predicted model, not a curated record. NCBI's taxonomy places the organism in Eukaryota, Metazoa, Chordata, Actinopteri, Cypriniformes, Cyprinidae. Bases 256 to 1272 code for a protein of 338 amino acids. The transcript has 10 exons.